CAGGUCUGCCCGGAUUUGACAUCGCAAACAAUGAUCGGCUUCCACUCCCCAGGAAUAUGAUUGAAAACAGCAUGUUUGAGGAAGAACCAGAUGUGGUGGAUUUAGCCAAAGAGCCUUGUUUACAUCCUUUAGAGCCUGACGAGGUGGAAUAUGAGCCCCGGGGUUCACGACUGCUGGUGCGGGGUCUGGGUGAGCAUGAGAUGGACGAGGAGGAAGAGGAUUAUGAGUCGUCUGCCAAGCUGCUGGGCAUGUCCUUCAUGAACAGAAGCUCAGGCCUUCGGAACAGUGCAUCUGGCUACAGGCAGAGCUCAGAUGGGACUUGUUCAGUGCCCUCUGCAAGGACCAUGCUGGUCUGUGCUUUUGUCAUUUUGCUUGCCAUUUCUGUAAUAAUGGUGAUUUAUCUCCUGCCCAGAUGUACCUUUACCAAAGAAGGCUGCCAUAAGAAAAACCAGUCCAUGGGACUCAUCCAGCCGAUUGCAACCAAUGGGAAGUUGUUUCCAUGGGCGCAGGUCAGGCUUCCCACUGCCAUUAUGCCUCUGCACUAUGAACUCAGCCUGCACCCAAACCUAACCACAAUGACAUUCAAGGGUUCUGUGACGCUUUCGCUUCAGGCUCUUCAGGCCACAUGGAAUAUCAUUCUUCACAGCACAGGCCAUAACAUUUCAAGAGUGACCUUUAUGUCAGCAGUUUCAAGCCAAGAAAAACAAGUCGAAGUUCUGGAAUAUCCAUUCCAUGAACAAAUCGCCAUUGUUGCCCCGGAAGCCCUUCUUAAGGGGCAUAAUUAUACCUUGAAGAUAGAGUACUCGGCAAAUAUAUCUAGUUCUUACUAUGGGUUUUAUGGAAUCUCCUACACAGAUGAACAUAAUGAGAAAAAGUACUUUGCAGCAACUCAAUUUGAACCUCUGGCAGCAAGAUCUGCUUUUCCUUGUUUUGAUGAGCCAGCAUUUAAAGCCACUUAUACCGUCAAGAUCAUAAGAGAGGAGAACUACACUGCUUUAUCAAAUAUGCCUAAGAAGUCAUCAGUCACUAUGAAAGAUGGACUUGUUCAGGAUGAAUUUUUUGAAAGCGUGAAGAUGAGCACUUACCUGGUUGCUUUCAUUGUGGGGGAGAUGAAGAAUCUGAGCCAGGACGUAAAUGGAACCCUGGUUUCUAUAUAUUCUAUACCAGAAAAGAUUGGCCAAGUUCACCAUGCCUUGGAAACAACUGUGAAGCUUCUUGAGUUUUUUCAAAACUACUUUGAAAUUCAAUACUCACUUAAGAAAUUGGAUUUGGUGGCUAUUCCUGACUUUGAAGCAGGAGCAAUGGAAAAUUGGGGUCUGCUCACCUUCCGAGAAGAGACACUUCUGUAUGACAAUAAUACUUCUUCAGCAGCAGACAGAAAACUGGUUACUAAAGUCAUCGCUCAUGAGCUGGCCCAUCAGUGGUUUGGUAAUCUGGUAACAAUGCAGUGGUGGAACGAUCUAUGGCUGAAUGAAGGUUUGGCUACUUUCAUGGAGUAUUUCUCUUUGGAAAAGAUAUUCCAGAAGCUCUCUAGUUAUGAAGAUUUCUUAGAUGCUCGAUUUAAAACCAUGAAGAAAGAUUCCUUGAAUUCAUCUCAUCCAAUAUCAUCAUCUGUUCAGUCUUCAGAACAGAUUGAAGAAAUGUUUGAUGCUCUUUCCUAUUUUAAGGGAGCUUCUCUCUUGUUGAUGCUGAAAACAUAUCUUGGUGAAGAUGUAUUUCAACGUGCUCUUGUUCUUUACCUGCAAAAGCAUAGCUAUGCAUCCAUUCAAAGUGAUGAUCUGUGGGAUAGUUUUAAUGAGGUCACAAACAAAACAGUAGAUGUCAAGAAAAUGAUGAAAACCUGGACCCUGCAGAAAGGAUUUCCUUUAGUGACUGUGCAAAGAAAGGGAAAGGAGCUUCUUAUACAACAAGAAAGAUUCUUUUUAAAUAUGAAGCCUGAAAUCCAGCCUUCAGAUGCAAGCUAUCUGUGGCAUAUUCCACUAUCCUUUGUCACUGAGGGAAGAAAUUAUUCAAAACAGCAAUUGGUAUCAUUUCUGGACAAGAAAUCAGAUGUCAUCAAUCUUACAGAAGAAGUACAGUGGAUCAAAGUCAAUACAAACAUGACUGGCUAUUAUAUUGUACAUUAUGCAGAUGAUGAUUGGAAUGCACUAAUCAAACAGUUGAAAAUAAAUCCUUACGUCCUGAGUGACAAAGACCGAGCCAACCUCAUCAACAACAUCUUUGAACUUGCAGGGCUAGGCAAAGUGCCUCUUCAGAAGGCCUUUGAUUUGAUUGGUUAUCUUGGAAAUGAGACCCAUACUGCACCCAUCACUGAAACCCUGUUUCAGACAGGCCUCAUCUAUAACCUCCUUGAAAAACUAGGAUAUAUGGAUCUGGCCUCAAGACUGGUGGCCAGGGUAUCUAAAUUGCUUCAAAGCCAAAUUCAGCAGCAAAACUGGACUGAUGAUGGCUCCCCAUCUGCUCGAGAGUUGCGGUCAGCCUUGCUAGAAUUUGCCUGUGUUCACAACCUAGAGAACUGCAGCACUACUGCCUUGAAGCUGUUUGACGAGUGGGUUGCAUCCAAUGGAACUCUAAGCCUACCUACUGAUGUCAUGACUGCUGUGUUCAAAGUCGGAGCAAGGACUGAGAGCGGCUGGUCGUUCCUCUUAAGCAAGUACAUCUCUAUAGGCUCUGAAGCAGAGAAGAAUAAAAUACUUGAAGCUCUUGCCAGCUCAGAGGAUGUACGGAAACUUUACUGGUUAAUGAAAACUAGCCUCAGUGGAGAUACCAUCCGAACACAAAAGCUGUCAUUUGUCAUAAGAACAGUGGGCCGACAUUUCCCUGGACACCUACUGGCAUGGGAUUUCGUCAAAGAGAACUGGAACAAGCUUGUACAGAAGUUCCAUCUGGGUUCCUAUACCAUACAAAGUAUUGUUGCUGGAUCAACUCACCUGUUUUCAACGAAGGCACAUUUGUCGGAGGUCCAGGCAUUCUUUGAAAAUCAGUCAGAGGCAACCUUUCAGCUUCGUUGUGUCCAGGAGGCUUUGGAAGUCAUUCAGCUGAAUAUCCAGUGGAUGGAGAAGAACCUUCAGACGCUGACGUGGUGGCUGUAGCAUGCACAGCUGCACCUCAUUUUGUCACCCGUCAGAGAGCUCGUUAACUUGGGCUCUGCUUGUUAACUUUUGCAAAAGACAAGGUGAAGCCAAGGAUCGCUGCUGAGUUGUUUGCACUCUUAGGAGCUGUAGUUCGCGCAGGGUCCAUCGGUCUUUCUGAAACAUCUUUGGGCAGUACGUAGUUAUUUAUUACAAAAUUACAUUCACUUAUAUGCCAACCAUCUACAAAAACAACAAGUAAUGUGUAUACUUUGAAGAUACCCAAAUGGGGAAUAAAAUGGCUUGGAAUUCUGUUCUAUUUCUCAGUAUCGGUAAAGUACUGGCCCAGUGAAACAAGGAAAGACCUACCAUGGGAGCCGCCAGCCAUUGUUGCAGGCUGCUGGUUUGUGAGCCAUUUGUUGCUUCUUGUUGAUAGAGUUGUUGAAUGUGGUAACACUUCAAAAAGUAUGGCAAUCAGUGAAGUGGAUGAAGCAUGCAACUGUAGAGAGCUCAUCUCAGGUGUGCAGAUCUACUUUGAUUUGGGGUUUUGAUUAAUCAUUUAUUUCCUGGAAAAUUUUUAAAUAAGAUCUAUAACUAUUAUAUUUUUUUUCUGCAAAAUAGCUAGGUGCUACAGAAUUUUUAAAUUUUUGUUAUAUUAAAAAGCUAAAUAACAAGGCCAAAAGAUUAUAUUUUCCCAAUGUUUAACAUUUUCUUUUUCAUCUUUUAGGAAAAUGUUUCAAACUAAGAUAGCUUUAAUUAUAAUUAUUUUAUUCUUAAGUUUCGAUAUUCUCCAUAUCUAUACACCUCUACCAUUCCCUGCCCUAAAUAUACUUUAUAUAAAUAAGUAUUUUCACAGUUAUGGCAAACAUUUUGUUAUACUGGUGUCUUUCAUCAUUACUUUAUCACUGUUACUAAAAAUAUAGGUUGUUUUUAUAUAUCUUUUGGCAUGAUAGAUUUUAGACACUUUCUCUCUGAAUCAUACCCAUGGGUGGGUUUUUCAUUUUAUAUGAUAAAGUAGCACAUAAGAAACAUUUUAAAGUAGGGCCUUGGAGAAAUUGAACAUUUUUAUUUGAAGUUCACCAUAGUACCUUAAAGGAAUGAGAGAAUGUGAGAAAGGAGUAACUUGAUUCAUAUGGAAUAUGGUGGGCUUUGAAUUUUUCCCCACUAUCAAAUACAGUACUUUCCUUUAGUUGAAAAAUCAUAGUUUUAUUUUACCAUGGCCAAACUAGCAAAUUAAAGGGAAUGUCGAGAGAGAGAGAGAGAGAGAGAGAGAAGAAAGAAAGAAAGAAAGAAAGAAAGAAAGAAAGAAAGAAAGAAAGAACAGGAAGGAAGGAAAAGAAAGGAAGGAAGGAAGGGAGGAGAAAUCCAAAACUGUAUGGCAUUUUUACUCCUUCUAAAGGAGAAAUACUGUACUUGAAUUUUGUGAGUUCUGCAGACUUAUAUUUAGAUUAUGGUGUUUCUUUGAUUCUUAGGAGAAAAGCUUCCAAAUAAUUCUUGUACUUUAUAUUGUGUUUAAAAACAUAUUUGUAAAAAGAGGAUAAUUACCCAUUUUCAAGCACUUAAAAACACUCCACAGAAUCAGACAAUGGGAAUGGUCACCUUUUUUUAUUCAGCAAGUGUAAAGUGAAAACGUGGGAUUGUGUAUAAAACUAUAUUUUAUUUUAUGAAAAUAUUUUUAUAUAACAAAAUUUAAAAGGCUGGCAAGCUGAAAUAUAGCUUUCUUUACUCCUAGUAUGUUUUCACCCAAUUUAGUCUUUUCUAAAUAUUUAUCUGUCUGUUUUAGAAUAGAAAACAUUAUAUCCUGAGAAUCACAGCAUCAUCUAAAGAUGUCUUAUUGAAACUGGGGUAAUUGUAGGUUUUUAUUCCUCUUGUGCUUCAGUAAAUGAAUGAUAAUUUAGUUGAUAGUGAAAGUUAGUGAGUUUUUAUAUUUUUAGAGUGGGAAAAAAUAUUAAACUUUUGAGGUUUUUUUGUUGUUGCUGGAUUGUUGUUUUUUUACCAUGUUAUAUUACUAAAUUCCACUUUGAUACAGAGUUUAAAUUUUGCUACUUCUCAAAUUCAGUUAAGAUGCUUCAGUUUUAUCUGUCCAUCUUCACAUGGCUCCUGUAUCAUGUGUUAACUGCAUAUGGCAGAUGUUGUCCUGAAUUAUAUCAUUUUUUCCUGUGAGAGUGUGUGUGUGGUAUGGGGGUGUGUGUUAUUAUUAUAAGUAAAACCUUAUCAAAACUUCAGCUAAGAAAGAGGUAACUCAUAUACCAUUGCUAUCUUUGUACUCAAAAGCCGUUCAUUCCCAUGAAACUGGAUCCCUACUAUUUAUAGUUGUGUUUGUGGGCCUCACCUCAGACUAUUUGCAGUUUUAUUAGGUCUUACCUCAAGUUUUCCCACAGAAUUCCAUAAUUUUCAUUGUUAUGCUAAUCAAUAUAUAUGAGACAUCUAAAAAUUAACCUAAAUCAGGAACAUAAGGUUAAGUAAUAGGUAAAACAUGUAGUAUAGUAAGUAUAAUUGUAGCUUUUGAAGUUUUUCCCCCAAAACUUUAUCUUGGCCACUGAAUUUCUGAGAAGUCAAGUAGACUGAAGCACAGCAGUUAGCCACAGUUUGCUUUUUUAUAUAAGCACAUAGGUCCAUGAUACAAUUGUUUGUGACAAGUAUUAUAUUCAUUGCAGAGAGACAUCUGCUUGAAUGUAAUGUCAAAGACAUAUCUUGAUCCUUAGGAAUGGAAAAUCUGGAGUUGUGGGAACACAAAACUUAGGCUAUGAAAGGAGAAAUCCAAGGAGUCCAGUUUGUUCUGUUAAUAUCAAGUGAUUGGAAGUAUUAAACUGCAAGGAGUGUCAGCCUCUACCAUAAGCCUGCACCUUCUUUCAUCUAACUGAUUUACAUAAAUCUCUUUAAGUGAAUUUAAGUGUUCUCUGCCGUUGUUUCAGUGUUCAUGAACUUUCUUGCUAUCACAAGUUCCACUUGACUCUAAUAUUCUUUGCCAUUCAUGUUUUCAUUUUAUUGUACUUGUCCAUUGUAGGAACAAAAGAGCUGGCAGAAGAGCCCUGGGUACAUGGAGGAUGUUGAGCUGCAUCAGUCUUACUGGGUACAGAAUAGAAUGCUUUCUGAGUAUUGUACAGUAAGAAAUGAAAAUUAAGUGCUGAGUUUGUUGGAUUACUGAUAGCCUGUUACCGAGUUGGAUUUUAAAAACAUUCUACUCAGACCAAAGCACCUGGAACCAUAAUCUGCAGUCAGAUUGCUGACCAUUCCCAUAAUGCCUUUGCAUUUCAUGGGGCUGCAGGGAAGGCCUAUGCAUCUCAGGAGAUGUAUCAUCACCAAGCAUAGCAGUUCCUGGGCUAAGUUUGCAGAAUAAGACCUGAAUUUCCUAGGUAUGAGGUAGCUCUUCUUCUCCCCUUUGCCUUUGUUUUUAGUGUUUUUAUUGGAAUUAAUUCUCUUUUUAAAGAGCUUCCCCUCAGCCCCAUUUUUAUUUUUUAAAAUACUGUAUAUAAUUUUGCUGGUUUUUGCAGUCUUGUAUUGUGUGCUUCAUUCUCUGUAUUGGCAAGUAAGUACCAAAUGAAAAGUGGAGGUCCAGAAGUAUGAUAAAUCUCCUCUUCUCCCUUUCCCUUAUUGCCGGCGUGGGCAAUCGCUAGUAGAGUAGUGUUGACUGAUUUCUUUCAGUGGCUUUUUGGGGGUAUAUACUUUAAAUAUGUACAUAGGUGGUUUUGAUGUGUUUUUAUAUCCUUUCAUUUUGUAUAUUUUGUCCUGAUGAAAAGUGAAAUAUUAUCCAUGAAAAUCUCUUCUGCCUUCCCAUAGUGUCUGUGUGGGCAACAGCUCUAGAGUAGAUUUUUAUUUCCUUUUUUGAAAGGAGGUGGUGAUAUUGAGAGGUGAGCAGAGUAUGGUCUUUUAAAAACGUGUACAAAAUGUUUUUGCUGCUAUUUUGUGGGUGUUGCUUCAUUUUGUAUUUCGUUCAUGCUUCUCAUGGAUAAUGAAGCGUGGAGAUCCAGAAGUCGGACAGAUGUCCCGUUUACCCCUUUCCUUGUUGCCUGCAUGGACAAUAGCUAAUAGAGUAGUGGUUGCUGUUGUUUUGAUCUAGGCUUAGGUGUAGGGGGAGAUGUAUAUCAUUCUUUCAGGUGUACAUAAUGUUAUGCUACUUAUUUAUUUUUCAUUUUAUAAAUGUUCUUUUGCUUGGAUGCAUUAUAUACUUAAUGAAACAGGUUCAGAGAAUGACAGAUUUUUUUUUCCUUAUUGCCUCUUUGGACAGUAACUGAUAGAGUAGUUUGCUUUGUAUUGUGGUGUAGGAGAGAAUGGGGUAUGUACUUACUGUAUAUAAAUAAAUUUGCUACCACUUUGUACUAUUAA
Messenger RNA from Myotis davidii, 7397 nucleotides. It is a transcript of the gene LNPEP, whose product is annotated as leucyl/cystinyl aminopeptidase. Gene Ontology annotation, biological process: peptide catabolic process; proteolysis. NCBI's taxonomy places the organism in Eukaryota, Metazoa, Chordata, Mammalia, Chiroptera, Vespertilionidae. Gene Ontology annotation, cellular component: cytoplasm. The record is from RefSeq and is a predicted model, not a curated record. The coding region runs from base 57 to 3092 and encodes 1011 amino acids. The transcript is spliced from 18 exons. Gene Ontology annotation, molecular function: metalloaminopeptidase activity; zinc ion binding; peptide binding.